Molecule: messenger RNA, 525 nt
Organism: Lactuca virosa
Lineage: Eukaryota; Viridiplantae; Streptophyta; Magnoliopsida; Asterales; Asteraceae
Source: the annotation of a GenBank genome assembly
AUGGAGGAUACUCUUGAGGAACUAAAGCUCCAAGCUCCAACUGCCGAUGCAUAUGAUAACCUAACUAAGGUUAUCACUUUCAGUUUUCAAAAAGGUUUUGAGAAGCUCAGAGAUCUCAAUGAGAAAGUAGAACUUACACCGAACGUAGGUCCUUUUGAUUCAAGAUGGGGAGAAGAAGGUGUUAGUGAUUGGAACCAAGAAUACAAGCUCUUAGAUGAAAGCACGAAUGAAGAUAUAGCUACAAUGAAAAAGGAGUGUAAAUGCAAGGAAACUGAAAAGAUUAACCGGACGAAUCCACUAGAACAAACAAAGGGCUUUUCUCAAGCACAAAUCGAUCAAGCAAUCCAAGAAACUUUAAUUGUUGAACAGAUUGAAGAGAACCCAAAUCCUCUCCUUGGGAUAUCUUAUUGGUAUAUGAAAGGACGUCUCUUCGAUUAUCACUUUGCUACUUACAACACCUUCAACAUUCCUUCCCCGAACUUAGAGGAACUAUAUCUUCCGUUAUCGCAGCAUGAAAGACAUUAA